Messenger RNA from Sander lucioperca (pikeperch), 1709 nucleotides. It is a transcript of the gene taldo1, whose product is annotated as transaldolase 1. Gene Ontology annotation, molecular function: transaldolase activity. The record is from RefSeq and is a predicted model, not a curated record. Gene Ontology annotation, cellular component: cytoplasm; intracellular anatomical structure. Gene Ontology annotation, biological process: carbohydrate metabolic process; pentose-phosphate shunt; pentose-phosphate shunt, non-oxidative branch. The transcript has 8 exons. Lineage: Eukaryota; Metazoa; Chordata; Actinopteri; Perciformes; Percidae. The coding region runs from base 174 to 1190 and encodes 338 amino acids.
AGCAGAGAGAGAGCAAAGUUACUACUCAAUUCUGCACGAGCUCCUGGAAGUCUUCUCUGUCUAGAGCGCGCUCCCGCUGACUCCUUUAGUCUUGCGUUGCGCGCUCCCGUCUCUCUGACAUUCCGCCUGCACUCACGUGUUUUCUGUGUAUAAAAGGGUCCCAGUCUCUCAUCAUGUCCACUGUGUCACCAGACAAACGGCGAAAAAUGGAGUCAGCGCUGAACCAGCUGAAGAAACACACUGUGGUGGUGGCAGACACCGGGGACUUCAACGCCAUUGACGAGUACAAGCCACAAGAUGCCACCACUAACCCUUCUCUUAUCCUGGCUGCUGUCAAGAUGCCUGCCUACCAGCACCUGUUGGAUCAGGCCAUUAAAUACGGCAUCGCCAAAGGCGGAACUGAAGAGGAGCAGGUAGCCAACACAAUGGACAAGCUGUUUGUGAGUUUCGGGCUAGAGAUCCUGAAGAAGGUCCCAGGCAGAGUCUCUACUGAGGUGGAUGCCAGACUAUCUUUCGAUAAAGAUGAAAUGGUUGCCAAGGCCCUGAGGUUCAUCGCUCUCUACAAAGAGGCAGGCAUUGACAAGGAGCGUGUGCUCAUCAAGCUGUCAUCCACAUGGGAAGGAAUCCAGGCUGGCAGGGAACUCGAGGAGAAGCACGGUGUUCACUGCAACAUGACCCUGCUGUUCUCUUUUGCUCAGGCUGUGGCCUGUGCAGAAGGAAAGGUAACACUUAUAUCACCCUUCGUCGGGCGCAUCCUCGACUGGCACAAGGAGAAUACAGGCCGCACAAGCUACGAGCCACACGAAGACCCAGGUGUGCUGAGUGUGACCAAAAUUUACAACUACUACAAGAAGUUUGGCUACAGCACUGUGGUGAUGGGCGCCUCCUUCAGAAACACUGGGGAAGUGAAAGCCCUGGCAGGCUGUGAUCUGCUCACCAUCUCCCCUGGGCUGCUAGCAGAGCUAAGCCAGGACCACAGCACCGUCACAGAGAUGCUUAAUGUGGAGAAAGCCAAGGCCUGUGAUCUGGAGAAGAUCCACCUAGAUGAGAAGGAUUUCCGCUGGCAGCACAACGAGGACCGCAUGGCCGUGGAGAAACUGUCUGACGGCAUCCGCAAGUUCGCUGCUGACGCCAUCAAGCUGGAGACCAUGAUCAAAGAGAAAAUGCUCAAUGUUAAAAACAGCCAGUAAUGGACAGAGUUGGCAUCUCCGGCAGCAUUGACAGGAAAUAUAAGGAGUUAUCGGGCUGCCUUCUUUUUUUCAAACUACCUGAAAGAAGGUGCAGAGCACUAGGCCUUCCCUCUCCUAAUCUGACCAAACUCCAGGGACCUUCCUCCUGAAUGGACACCUUGCCUCUCUUAGGCUGGGAUUAACUCGUCUGUUUUCUGACCAAACAUACAUGGUGAUUGAUGCUAAUGUUGGUGUGGAGUUGAUGUGAAAUAGUCUUAAUAUUUACUAGAAAUUUGACCAAAAAGGGAAAAAAAAAAAAAACCAUUUAAUGUCUUAAUUAGUUUUGGUAUUGCUGAGUAAUAUCAUGUGACUGCUGGAAAGGACCAUGGGCACUUCUUGGCAGGAAAUGACCACAAUUCUAUUUUUUAUCAACACCAUUUGGAUGGGGUUGAGGGUAGAACUUGAUAAAGACCAUUGUACCAUCAUUCCUCAGAAUAUAAUCUUUUGCUUUUUUUCAAUGAAUAAAAAUCUCAGUCAAUA